CUUUCUCUCAGGCUAGUCCAGAGACCCAAAAUCCCCUAAAAUUUCGAACCCUAACCCUCACCCAACUCCCAUUUGCACCGCAUCCACCGCCCAAGUUUGCCGCCGGACCUCAGGACCACUCAUUGCCGCCCUGAGAAUUUGAGUCGUACAAACAUUGUCGAAAGUCAAAUUGUAAAAUAUGAUGCAAUGAACCUGCUAAAAGUCUUUCCACGAGUGAGAACAUUUCCACCAGCAAGCAAUGGCUAACAUGGAGCCAGUGCCAGAAAACCUGAUGCAUGGACGUAUGCAGUCUGCUAAACCGCGGGUCCUCUUGGCUGCAUCAGGGAGUGUUGCGGCUAUUAAGUUUGAGAGUCUUUGUCGUAGUUUCACCGAGUGGGCUGAAGUGAAAGCAGUAGUGACCAAGUCAUCUUUGCAUUUUCUAGACCAAUCGUCACUUCCAAGGGAAGUAACACUCUACACCGAUGACGAUGAAUGGACGAGUUGGAAGAAAAUUGGAGAUGGAGUACUGCACAUUGAGUUGCGUAAGUGGGCAGAUCUUAUGGUUAUCGCUCCAUUGUCAGCAAAUACACUUGCCAAGAUUGCAGGAGGAUUAUGUGAUAAUCUUCUGACAUGCAUUGUUAGAGCAUGGGACUACAACAAGCCUUUGUUUGUUGCCCCUGCGAUGAACACAUUUAUGUGGAACAACCCCUUUACCAAGCUCCAUCUCGAAACAAUUGACAAGCUUGGGAUAUCGGUAAUCCCUCCCAUCACAAAGAGGUUGGCUUGUGGGGAUUUUGGCAAUGGCGCUAUGGCCGAGCCUUCUGAGAUCUACACCACGGUGAGGCUCUCCUUGAAGCCGAGAGCAGUGAAUGUCUCUAGUUAAAUUUGUAAUGGCAGUCUGCUGCUCCUUGGAGUCAUGAUGUUUGUUUUGUGUACACAGUUUGUUCUCUGUUGUACUCUUGUGGGAUUAUCUUGUUUUUAGGAAUAGAUUAUUCCUUAUUUCCUUUUGCUAUUAGGAGCUGUGUUUGUAACUGGCUAAUGCUUCGUUGUAUUUGUCAGAUGAUAUUGUUUGUAAGCUCAGACUGCCACAUGAAAAAGUCUUUUGAGUGGGAUUCAAUCAUUUCUAGUCAUGUAAAGCACAGAGCCAGUUGGUUUCUUUGUACUGCA
Molecule: messenger RNA, 1146 nt
Organism: Asparagus officinalis (garden asparagus)
Lineage: Eukaryota; Viridiplantae; Streptophyta; Magnoliopsida; Asparagales; Asparagaceae
Product: phosphopantothenoylcysteine decarboxylase-like
Exons: 4
Coding region: 239-862 (207 amino acids)
Biological process (GO): coenzyme A biosynthetic process
Cellular component (GO): phosphopantothenoylcysteine decarboxylase complex
Molecular function (GO): phosphopantothenoylcysteine decarboxylase activity; FMN binding
Source: RefSeq, a predicted model, not a curated record